CCCGCUCGUCUGGCUAAGUUGCACACAGUGGACCCAUUCCACGUCGGACACUUCAAGCAUCAUGAAUGACGUGGGGCAAUUCUGCAUUCAAGCUUGAUAGCGUGGCAUAAUCUGACCACAGUUGCUCUUUCUACUGGAUGACGGAUGCGCUACCAUCUCCCCGUUCUUUUUCUACUUACGCCGAAAGACUGUCAUCUGACAGUCGUCGUUCUUUCUACCGAUCGCGUAUGUGCCUCCCGUUUCACUUUUUCUUUUCCUUCACAUCUAUCGUCCGACCAAAGUCACUCAUUCAUAUACCCCUUUCACCUUUCUCUUUCUUAUUAUCGUCUGACCCAAGUCACUCCUUCGUAUAUCUAUUUCACCCUUCUCUUUCUUAUUAUCGACCGGCCCAAGUCACUCCUUCACAUACCCUUCUCACCUUUCUCUUUCUUAUUAUUGUCCAACCCAAGUCACUCCUUCGUAUACCCCUUUCACCUUUUUCUUCAUUUUCCGAUGCCUAUCUCUUCUUCCAAACCUCGAGCCCGCAAGUUCACUCUUUCACUCUGUCCGGACCCUAGAAGGGCCUGCCUAUUCACGCACCACCGUGUACUUCGCCCAUUCGUGCACCGCGGUUUACGCGCAACUUCAACAGCCUAUCAUUAUUUCUGUCCCGGAUUUCGCUCAUUCGUACACAUGCAGCUCCAGCCUAUUAUUAUCUCUACCUCGAACUUCGUUCAUUCGCGCAACACAGUCUACAUGCAGGCAGCUCCAGCCUAUUCCAUUAUAUCUGCCCCGAACUUCGCCCAUUCGUGCACCAUGGUUUACACGCAGCUCCAGCCUAUUCCAUUAUUUCCUGGCUUCGGUUAUUCGCCCACUACGGUUUACAUGCAGCCCCAGCCUAUUUCAUUAUCUCUGCCCCGGACUUCGCUCAAUCGCGCACCACGGUUUACACGCAGUUCAGCCUAUUACUGUACGUUACGACUUCUUUUCCACACCGACGCUUCACCUCGAACAGACCUCCAUCCGCAACAUCGUUCACUCGAGGCUCAUGAUAUCCAUGCCCGGUCCGUUCACAACUCAUCUUAUGCCUUUAUACAUUAUGCCAUUUCAUGACUCACGACACUUUAUGACGUAUGACACUUAUGACUUCCGAUACUUUCUUAUUCAUCGUCCGACCCAUGUCACUCCUUCAUAUACCCUUUUCU
Suillus plorans is the source of this 1184-nucleotide messenger RNA. RefSeq lists its product as uncharacterized. The record is from RefSeq and is a predicted model, not a curated record. Lineage: Eukaryota; Fungi; Basidiomycota; Agaricomycetes; Boletales; Suillaceae. The transcript is spliced from 2 exons. The coding region runs from base 145 to 1092 and encodes 315 amino acids.